Messenger RNA from Opisthocomus hoazin, 1485 nucleotides. The record is from RefSeq and is a predicted model, not a curated record. Lineage: Eukaryota; Metazoa; Chordata; Aves; Opisthocomiformes; Opisthocomidae.
AUGCGUCUGCAGCACGUGGCACUGCUGAAGCGGGAACCCGGAGUCAACUUCUACCUCUCGGGGAAUGGGCUUUCCCGGGGCCUCCACUACGUCCGGGGGGAGCACGUGGCCACCCUGCCCUCCUCCCCCGGCACCGCGCUGGUGGAGGUCUGCAUGGAGUGCUGCACGCUCGGCGUCUUCGAGCAGUGGGUGGUGUUCGACUUCGGCAGACGCCCCGUCCUCAUGCAGAAGAUCAAGGUGAAGGUGGGCCGGCGGGAGGCCCCCCAGCACGUCCCCGGCAGCAGGGAGGACAGCCGCCCCGUCAACUUCAUGCGGUGGGAUAGAGUACAAACCUCCUGCUCUGGCGCCGGCCGGGCCUACAGCGAGCGGGUGGAGGCCUACAACCAGCGGUACGCCUACAUGAAGUCCUGGGCCGGCCUGCUCAGGAUCCUCUGCGUGGCCGAGCUGCUGCUGGGCGCCGCCGUCUUCGCCUGCGUCACGGCCUACGUGCACAAGGAUAACGAGUGGUACAACAUGUUCGGGUACUCGCAGCCUUACGGCUACGGGGCCGCCGGCGCCUACGGAGGCUACUCCUACAGCGGGCCCAAGACGCCCUUCGUCCUGGUCGUGGCGGGGCUGGCGUGGAUCGUCACGAUAGUGCUGCUGGUGCUGGGCAUGUCGAUGUACUACCGGACCAUCCUGCUGGACUCCAACUGGUGGCCGCUGACCGAGUUCGGAAUUAACGUGGCUUUGUUCUUGCUGUACAUGUCGGCUGCCAUCGUGUAUGUGAACGAUACCAACCGAGGCGGGCUCUGCUACUACCAGCUGUUCAAGACGCCGAUAAACGCCUCUUUUUGCCGGGUAGAGGGAGGUCAGACAGCAGCAAUCAUCUUCUUGUUUGUCACGGUGAUCAUCUAUCUAAUUAGCGCGGUGGUGGCUCUGAAGUUGUGGAGGCACGAAGCAGCAAGGAGGCACAGGGAGUUAAUGGAACAGGAGAUGAAAACACAGUCCUCUUUUCCAGAAAAGCAGUAUGAAAGUGAUGACAGACCAAGAGAAGAGGUCACCUACAGGCAGCUUAAAUCAGUGCAAAGAAAACCGGAACUCCUUAAUGGUCAUAUACCUGCAGGCCACAUUCCUAAACCUAUAGUGAUGCCAGACUACUUAGCGAAAUACCCAGCAAUUCAAACAAAUGAAAUGCGAGACAGAUACAAAGCAGUAUUCAAUGAUCAGUUUUCUGAGUAUAAAGAACUGUCUGUGGAAAUUCAUGCUGUAUUAAAGAAGUUUGAUGAGCUGGAUGCAUUGAUGAGACAGCUUCCUCACCAUCCUGAAAGCUUAUAUGAACAGGAAAGGAUAUCAAAAGUUCUGCAAGAAUACAAGAAGAAGAAAAAUGAUCCUGCAUUUCUGGAGAAAAAGGAGCGUUGUGAAUACCUAAAGAAUAAGCUUUCUCACAUAAAACAACGAAUUCAGGACUAUGAUAAAGUUAUGAAUUGGAACGUAGAAACUUAG